GCCCAGGGACAUUUGAUGAAUGUGACCAAAGCACUGAACGAACUGGAGGAACAAACUCGUCAAAAGAACACCCUUCGAGCUUGGAUAAAUCAACAAAGAGCUCUGUGCGCCGAGUGGAAGUCUCGGCCAGCGAAAUUAAGAUCCGAGGCCGCGCAUGCCGAGUUACAAGCAAUGAACGACUUGCUUGCAAACGUUGGAGAACGUCGAACUUACGCAUUAACCGAACUGUCGCUUCACGAGGACGAUCAAGAUAUCGAAGAGGGAUUGAACAAACUGGAGGCAGAGUUGACGGACGCUAUCGCGGGCAAACAAGCUGCUCAAGACUUGAUACAAAGAUACAGAACGCAGGUGCAGAAUAUUCAGUCGUGGUUGGAUGCUCUGUCGAAGAAGGUUGACAUUAUCGAGAAAGGAAAUGGGCAAACAAUCGGACAGAAGAUCGCUAGUGUGAAGGAGAUCACAACGGAGUUUGAGUCUCAAGGACCUGGAAAGUUGAACGAGGUGAAGACUCUGAGCGAACAAGUGAUGGACUCUGUGAGCAACUUGGAUUCACAGCAGAUAGAAGAGCAAAUCAAGUCCGUGGAAAGACGAUACGCCGAUAUAGCGAAAAAACUGCAAAGAAAGGCGCAAGUGUUGGACAUGACGGCUCAAGGUAUCGAGGCAACUAGGCAAGAGAUUGAAGAGAAUCGUGACUGGAUUCAGCAGAAGAAACAGCAAGCACAGAUCUCUGAUCCGGUUGGUUUUGAUAGCAAGCAGGUGGAGGAGAAGCUUCUUGCUUUGAAGGCGAUGCUGAAGGAAGCAGAAGGGAAACAGAUGGUGAUCGAUACCUUGGAGAAGCGAGUCGGUAACAUGCAGAACGAAUUAGAGACCAACGAACAACAACAAUUGGAAAAUGAAACGAAAGCUUUGCGCGGGGAACAAUCUCAGCUUUGCACGAUCUUGACUGAAGGGAUUUCCAGUGCAACGGCAGCGGCCGAUGCUCGCCGCAAGUUCGAGGGUGACUUGGAACGAGCACGAGCCUGGAUCAAGUCCAAAAGCAAUAAUUUGAAGAAGCUAAGCGGUUAUCUGCCUUUGAAGGCGUCGAAAGUGGAACAGGAUAUCAUUCAGCAUGGAGAGCUGGAAGCUGACAUCGAUUCCUUCAGUGAGAAGGACUUGAACGACAUCUUGAAGCAAGGGCAUAAUUUAUUGAAGGAAUGUAACGAGGAGGAUCGUGCGAAAUUGGAAAAGAUCUUGGAUGAAUUGAACAAGGAUUACGAAGAACUGAAGAGCGAAGCGCAAGAGAAGCAGGCGGCGCUUGCAGAUCUUCUUCAGGGACGAAAAGCGUUCGAAAGUGAAAUAGACAAGUGUCAGAGAUGGAUCAACGAGGCUGAAGUGGCCACGUCUUCGGAUCUGAGGACUUCUAGUAUCGACAUUUUAAGGGAACAGUUGACUAAGUACGAUCGUCUAAAGAAAGAGGCAAAGGAGUACGCGGACGACAUUGAGAAGCUGAUACAGCAAGGAAAAUCGAUUCUGCCGACCGUGAGCGACGCUGACAAACUCGAGCUAAACGAGCAGCUACAAAACAUGAAAGAGGCUCACGGUAGAAUAGCUGGUAUCAUAAGUGAAAGAGCUUUGGCACUUCAAAAGAGUAUCGACGAAGCCGAGGAAUCAUUGGCCAGAGUCGCCGAAGCCGUUCAAUACAUGACAGACGUGCAGAAAGAACUUCACGAGCUUAAUAAACCGAUUGGUGCUCGCGUCGAAGACGUGGAAGCUAUGUUGGAUGCUUACGAGAGGAUCCUAAACGACCUGAAAGCAAACAAGGCGAAACUAUCCGAUCUCCAGUCGGUCAACGUAGCCGAUCUUCACGGAGUACUGACUCAGCAGGACGACCUCAUAAAGGCUAUAGAAUCGCAAAUAGCGAAACUUCGCCAGUUACUUCUGUUACGACAACAUUUCAUCGCUUUGAUCACCGAAAUUACGACCUUUAUCGCUAAAUAUACGGAGAUCGUUCGAGACAUCGAAAACUCUGGCCAGACUAUAGAAGAAAAGAUUAAGAGAUACGACGACGCCAUUCUAAAGAUCCAAGAAUGCGAAGCUACCCUCGCAAGUGCCACGGACAAGGGCCAGCAGAUCGCUGCAGAGGGUUCGACCGCUGAUAGAAACAACAUAACAGAACAGUUACAAUCGUUGAAACAACAACUGCAAGGCCUGAGAAGAGCCGUGGAAACACAGAGGGAGCAACACGAAUUAGCUGCGGCGGAACACAAGAGACUCGCGAAUGAGCUGGCUGAGAUUCUUGAUUGGUUGGAAGAUAAAGAGAAAGAAGUGAAAUCCAGGCCUCUUCUAGAGAGGGAUCCAACCAGCGUGGAGGCCGAGUUGAAGAAUCAUAAUGAAUUGUGCGAGGCUGUCAAUGAACAUCUCGAGAGAAUCAGAAACUUGAAGAACUCGGUGCCACACGAGGAAGGGAUGCCUGGAUCAUUGAAAGAAAUGCUCAGCGAGGCAGUGUCGCUGCUGACCUCCUUGCCAAGAGAGAUGGAGGAACGUGGAAAUUAUUUGGAGAGUAACAUGAAACUCAGGCAGGAGUACGCCGCUCUUACUGAGAAGCUUCAAAGUUGGGUUCGCGAGGCGGAGGUUCGGCUUGAGAGCGACAAAGAUGGACUCGAUUUCGAGAAUAUUCUGAGCGAUCUCGAGGAGCACAAGCAAGGUCGUGAGUGUUCUGCAAGUUUUGGAAACUUCGAAAAUUUUAAAAGUCAUAAAAAUUUUAAGAAGAUUUUGGACAAAUUUUGGAAAUCACAUUUGGAAGUUAUUUACUUCAGUAGUGAGCCAACAAUUCGCGAGCUGGUUUCCCAGCAGAUACAACAGGCAGGCGACAAAAUUUGGCCGUCGCUGACCACGUCCGAGCAGGAAGAACUGAGCGCGGAACAACAGCAGCACACUCAAUUAUUGAAGAACACGUUAAACACCGCGAAAUCUCAACGCGCCAGAUUGGAACAAGGCGCUGAAACCUGGAGGGACUACACGCAAACCCUCGAGCGAGUUCGAGCUGUUAUCGCGAGGAGCAGAUUCACUGACGAGCCUGUCACGACUCUGGCUGGAUUGCAAUUUAACAUCCAGAAGAUCACGCACGCGCUCAAUGAUAUACAGAAUCAGCAGUACGAAUUAGACCUUUUGAACGAACGCAGUCGCGAGGUGCUUCGAUUGGCUGACAGUAAUAACAAGAAGACGAUAGAAGCACAAAUCUCUGAGAUCAGCACGGAAUGGAAAGAAUUGAUUUCUGGAUUAGAAGGUCGCAGAGACGCUCUCGAGGCGCUUUCCAAGCAUUGGGAAGAUCUGGAGGCGCAAUGGUCCGCGAUUGAAACUCGCGUAAAUGUCAUUGAAGAGAAGAGCAAACUACUAGACACCGUAGUUCGGUCUAAGCAACAUUUGAAAGACACCAUCAAGGCUUUGCACGAGUUGGUAGCGGAAGCCGAGAAGCUGAAACCAAUGACAGCGGAAGUGAAAGAUCUGUCAGGGCCUGUUUUAGCGUACCUGGCAGCCUUCACAGAGGCGCCAGCGCAUGCUCUCGAGGAGAAGUUGAAUAAGCUGCAGAAUUCCGUCGAAUCGUGAGUCAAAAUUGCCGUUUCAUUAUGAUGUUUCAGAAGCACUGCCAAAGACACUGUAUCGGUGUCGCCAAAGGAUAUUCUAUCCGCGAACGUGUUUCUCCUGAAAUCGAAAUUUAUAUAUAAACACUGAUGACGUUUCGCAUUCCAUUCUUCUUUCCGUCCUAUCUUAUUUUUCGUAACUAUUUCGUAUUUAUUAGAACAUAGUUUUAUACAGAUCCAUCGUUCAUUCGUCAAUUUAUAACUUUCUAUUCUUAGUUCAAGAUUUACACGUAGAAGAUUUUGGUUAAAAAUCUGUAUACGUUUCACAUGAUUUUAGAUUCUUUAUUUCAGUUUUCAAUUAUUUUUUUUCUUUUUCUUUACUUUUAGCUUCAAGUUUAA
Heterotrigona itama is the source of this 3956-nucleotide messenger RNA. NCBI's taxonomy places the organism in Eukaryota, Metazoa, Arthropoda, Insecta, Hymenoptera, Apidae. The record is from the annotation of a GenBank genome assembly.